AAUCUACAAAAUUUAAAAGUUUAACUGAUAAUGCUUUUGCAAAAGCACUAGCUACAGGAACUCUUCAACAAUAUUUAUAUUUACAAAUAAAUCAACAAAUUUGCAAUGCUCAUUAUAUGGAAAUUGUUGAAAAUGCUUGGAAUAAUUAUAGAAAAAAUUAUCAAGAUAAUAUUAAUCCAUUACCACAAUUGUCACUUGCUGAUAAAAUCAAAAAAAUAACAACUAUAAUAUAUAAUAACGAAAAGAAAUAG
Molecule: messenger RNA, 251 nt
Organism: Racocetra fulgida
Lineage: Eukaryota; Fungi; Glomeromycota; Glomeromycetes; Diversisporales; Gigasporaceae
Source: the annotation of a GenBank genome assembly